Suillus bovinus is the source of this 1779-nucleotide messenger RNA. RefSeq names its product cytochrome P450. NCBI's taxonomy places the organism in Eukaryota, Fungi, Basidiomycota, Agaricomycetes, Boletales, Suillaceae. Bases 1 to 1455 code for a protein of 484 amino acids. The record is from RefSeq and is a predicted model, not a curated record. Gene Ontology annotation, molecular function: oxidoreductase activity, acting on paired donors, with incorporation or reduction of molecular oxygen; monooxygenase activity; heme binding. The transcript has 14 exons.
AUGCUCUUUAUUCUAGGAAUAUCGUGCAUUAUUGCCCUGGUUGUCGCUUCGGGUCUGACUCGCAGACGUGUCUACCCUAUGCCUCUCCCACCUGGCCCUCAUCCCUUACCAUUUUGGGGUAACGCGCUGCAAUUAGACGCUAAACGUCCUUGGCUCACCUAUACUGCGUGGGGAAAGACAUAUGGAAAAAUCAUACGCUCCCGCUUAUUUGGGAUUGACUUCAUCAUCAUAAACUCCGAAACCAUCGCGCAGGAGUUGCUGGAAAAGCGUUCUGCGAAUUACUCUACUCGCCCCAUUCUUCGCACCAACGAAUUGGCUGGACUGGCUUACAAUACUGUAAUGCUUCCGUAUGGGGAGACUUUACGACAACAUCGCAAGAUUUUUCACCAAGUCCUCAGAGCCGAGCUGUCGGCCUCAUACCACGAAAUAUACUCUCGCCAUGCAAAUGGACUAGUCAUCAAUCUCUUAAGUGCCACUAGUGACUUACUGCAGAAACACACUGAAGCAUACUCAGGAUCCCUAAUCAUGGCCGUGACAUACGGACAUCUUGCUCAAGGACAGAUCUCAUUUCUUACCCGCGCGUACGAACUCCUCAAUAUUGGCAAACGGGUCAUUACUCCCGAGAAUGCUGCUAUGUUCACAGCCUUUCCUUUCCUCGAAAAACUACCGUUUUGGUGCCUCGGUGGAGCAUUUGCCCUGAUGGGACGCAGUAGAGAACUAUGUCAACAGCUUUUGAAUGAGCCCUUCGAUGAAGUGAAGGCACAGAUAGCUGAUGGUACUGCUUCACAUUCAUUGGUCACUGACUUUCUCAGUCAACCUCAUGACGACGCUGACGAAGACAAGAUGAAGGCUGUUGUGUUGACGGGAUACGUAGGCAAGACUGGCAUGGAAACUCUUGCGUCCACAGUACAGAUAUUUCUGCUAGCUAUGGUGCUCUAUCCUGACGUCCAAGCCCGUGCUCGUGCGGAAAUAGACCAAGCUGUAGGGCAUGAUAGAAUGCCGUGCCUUGAUGAUAGGGCGUCACUGCCCUACCUCGAUGCCAUUCUUUACGAAGUCCUGAGAUGGUAUCCUCCCGUCCCCCUAGGAAUUUCACAUGCGACAUUAGAUGAUGAUGUUUAUGACGGGCACUUUAUACCCAAAGGUGCGACAGUAAUGGUUAAUCAGUGGGCAUUGUCUCGGGAUGAAGACGUAUUUCCCGAUGCAUCACGCUUUGAUCCUAACCGCCAUCUAACCAUUGACGGGAAGCUGAAGAAUCCUUUCGUCAACCAUUUUGCCUUUGGUCAUGGCAGGCGUAUUUGUCCUGGUCGUUGGUUUGCGGAUAAUAGUCUGUGGACUGCAGCAGUUACUAUACUCGCCGUCUUGCGCAUAGAUCAUGCCAAAGACUCAAACGGAGAUAGGAUUGAGGUGAAACCGGAAUUCACCCCCGGCUUGACGAUUGCUCGUUUGAAAGCGUGAACACAGCGAGAGAAAGACACAUCCGAGCGAUGAUGAAUUCGGAGUAGACUUGAGAUAUGAUAGCACACGAUUGUACAGAUCUCGCAGAGAUGGCAGGUUUCUCGGUCUCUCUCUCUGAUGAACAAGAGAAAUCGCUUUCGAAUACGUCGACUUCAGAAACUGGAUCCAUUUUGUAAUGUCGGUCUUAUUAUCAGUCGCACUCGUACUAUGGCAUCCACAAGGACGUUGGGUUUUGCAACUGCAGCACGAUCUAUAAAACCUGCUUUAAAGUGUUAUAGUCAUACGGACUGACGCUUGAACACCCGUGUACUAUGCUUGCGGGAG